This is a messenger RNA of Homalodisca vitripennis (glassy-winged sharpshooter), 6954 nucleotides long. It is a transcript of the gene RhoGAPp190, whose product is annotated as rho GTPase-activating protein 190. Gene Ontology annotation, biological process: signal transduction. Lineage: Eukaryota; Metazoa; Arthropoda; Insecta; Hemiptera; Cicadellidae. The transcript is spliced from 31 exons. The coding region runs from base 254 to 5290 and encodes 1678 amino acids. The record is from RefSeq and is a predicted model, not a curated record. Gene Ontology annotation, molecular function: GTPase activity; GTP binding.
GUCGCCUGCUUAUUAUGGCGUCUGGUGUUAGUAAGCAUUUGGUGUUGAAAUGUCACUUGUAAUUCAUAAAGAAAUGUGGAUUAAUAUAAAGAAUAAUUUUGUUUUAAGAAGUGUAUUUAUACGUUUCUUUAUGUAAUACAAUAAAACUGUGAUAUUGUGACUCCAUAUCUUUCAAGCAGUAAUGAAGGAUAGCUUACGUAGAUGAGGGACCUGAGUCCAAUGGGAGACGGCAGUGCCUAGAACUACAUUCAGAAUGGCAAGGAAGGGUGAUUCGUCUCGAUGGUUCAAUGUGGCAGUAGUGGGUCUUUCCGGGACAGAAAAAGAAAAAGGAGCCAUCGGAAUCGGAAAGUCCUGCUUAUGCAACCGAUUCAUGAGAUCUCUAGCUGACGAUUACAGUGUUGAUCAUAUCUCAGUUUUAAGUCAGACUGACUUCAGUGGGAGAGUGGUCAACAAUGACCAUUUCCUCUAUUGGGGUGAGGUGACCAAAUGUUCCGAGGAUGGAAUAGAGAUGCAAUUUCAAGUCAUUGAGCAGACUGAGUUCAUUGAUGAUGCUUCUUUUCAACCUUUUAAAGGUGGGAAAAUGGAGCCUUAUAGUAAACGUUGUGCUGCCACAAAACUAACAUCUGCAGAAAAACUUAUGUAUAUAUGUAAAAAUCAACUAGGUAUUGAGAAAGAAUAUGAACAGAAGGUGCUGCCAGAUGGCAAGAUAAAUAUAGAUGGUUUUUUAUGUGUAUUUGAUGUGAGUGUGGUGCCUAGCCGAAGCUUGGAGAAACAAGUAGAGAUAGUAUCAGCAAUCCUCAACAAUUUAAUCAAAACAAAAAAACCAGUCAUUUUGGUAACAACAAAAAAUGAUGAUGCAAAUGAAGCAUAUGUGAAGGAAGCCGAAAAGUUAUCACAAAAGAAAGAGUAUAAAGGAGGUCUGAUGAUGGUUGAAACCUCAGCUCAUGAGAAUAUCAAUGUAGAUCUGGCAUUCAUUGCAUUGGCUCAGCAAAUAGACAGAAGCAAAGGUAGAUCCAAGAUAGUUCCCUUUGUAGAGGCUGCUCGAGCACGCAAGGAAUUACUGGAUGCUUCUACAGAGGCUUUUAUGUCCCUCAUCAGGUCUCAGGUGACAGAUUACAGAGCUCUUUGGAGUCAAUCAGCCAAGAAGUUUGCCAGACAUGAAGAAUUUGUUGAGUUUACACGUCUGUUUGGCAUUGAAAGCACUCAAAGGUUGUUCCGUCGCCAUGUCAAGAAGCUUAAAGAUGAACAUUUGGCCAAGAGGGUACAGAGUUAUAUGGAAAUGUUACCAGACAUUUUACAAGAGAUGGUCCCUGAGAUAUCAACUCUUCGAGAUGGGGACUGGCCAACUGUGCAACAGCACAUCAAGAAUCACCCUGACUUCAACCACUACUUCUACAAGUGUCCGGAGGAUAUCCCGUGGACAGAGUUAGAUUGGGAUGAGGAAGGUGAUGGCACCAAGGAGACCAGGAUACCUUAUGAUGUGUUGGAUACUGGCGAAGCAGAAACUGUUUUCCGCAAUCAUGCUAACUCUCUCCAACAAGAGCACAAGAGACUAGAUUCUGUUGACAGGUGGAAGAAGCAGUUCAAGCAGUUAUUGGAAGACACAGGCUAUGUUACGCCUGGAAAGGAGUUAUCAGAAGUCCGUGUACUGUUUAUGGGUCGAGAAUGUUUUGAAGCACUUUCGGAGGACGACUGCCACUACAUUUAUGACAGACAUCAAAAAGAGUUAAUUGACAAAGCAAAGCACAAUUUUCAGGAACUCUUAUUAGAACAUGCAGACCUGUUUUACCACUUCAAGAGCAUUGCUCCUACUGGCACAAUCACUCAAGACGACAUUAAAGAAAUAACAGAUGCUCUUAAAGAGGACUCAAGGUACAAAGCACUGGAUCGCCUGGACCAGGAUCGCAAGCUCAUGCUCUUCCAACAUUUAGGUUUUGUCCACUGCCCAAUCAGAGAACACUGCCCAGCAUUUCCUAAUUGUAUGGAUGCUCUGAUAGAGAGGGUCCUUAGUAACAAAGCGCACAGACCUUCCUCUUGGAACCACAGCAACCAGUGGCUGCUCAAUUCUGACAGCAACCAGUUGAACCUUGUAAUUCUGGGCUUCAAAGGUUUAGCAAAAGAACUUUCCAAUGAGAUUCGUGCCCAGUGUGAUGAUGACGAAUACGAACUUGACUGCCAUUUGUAUUGCUUAGAAUAUAGAAUAAUUGAUGGUGAUGUCAGCUUGCCCCAAAAUUCCUUCCAGUCCAUAGAUUUUCUACCACAUGGUUGCUUUUGUGUAUAUUCGAACCCAGAAAGUUUUGAGUACAUUCGUGAUAGUUUGGAAAAGACUUUGCUUUCAAACCUAGAGCAAGAGGAUCGUUUGCCAUUUCAAGGCCUUCCCAUUGUGAUAUUAUUUGUAGCGGACAGUCUAGUCGAAGAAAAUGAUAUUUUGAGGCUAAGGGAAGAAGGCCAAAGCCUUGCUGACAGUUUACAGUGCCCUUUCAUUGAUGUAUCAUUGGAAGAAGUGGAUGGGGAACACAGGUUCAACGCUUCUCUAGUAGCUAAUGCUCUAAGGCAGCUAGUGCAAAGCAUCCGACACAGAGCAGGCUUCAUCAAUGUGUAUCAGUCUGUUAUGGAGUGUUCUGAACCUGACAUUAGGAUAAUAAUGUGCAUGUUUUGUGGUGAUCCUUACUCGGUAGAAAAUGUUCUCGGUCCUCUGCUCAGCCACCAGUGCUGCUUCCUCAGUGGUGAACGCAGCAUCAUUCUAGAAACAUUUCUUGGCUCUUCCAAGCGAAAAGUUGAAGUUAUCAUAUCCUCAUUUCAUGGUGCUAAUGCAUUUAGGGAAGAACUAGUCCAUGGCUUUAUUCUUGUGUAUUCAACCAAGAGAAAAGCCUCUUUAGCAACUUUAAAUGCAUUUUCAAUGAAUAUCCCAAACCUGCCAAUUCAAAUAAUGGCUGUGACUGAUAGUGGAGGGGCCAAUGCUUUCUUCAGCAAUGAUCUAAGUCACCAGCUGAUUACAGAAGGGAAUGCAACUGCUGAUCGGCUUCAAGCACAUUUUAUGACUUCUACUUCCAAUUUUCAACAAAAGACUGCAUUUUACACUCCUUUCUUCAAAGAAGUUUGGGAAAAGAAGCCAGAAAUUGAACAAGCUUUUCAUAUGGAGGAGCCAGGCCAUCCUCCAGGGGAAGGAAUCCACCCUCUUCCACCACCACGCCAUGAAAGCUAUCUCAUCAAACUUGGCUCCAAUGAUGGAUGUGAACUGUUUGAGGGAGAGGAUGGUGGAGACCAGAUGUCCAGCGGCACCGAGGACAGUGACACCUACUCCCUCAUUGAUAUCUAUAAUCAGGAAAAUGAAGACUGCACAAAACCCGAUAAUAAGUCUACCAGUAAACUUAGUCAAGGGUUCCAGGUGUAUCCCCCACCCACCACUCCUCCUGAGCCAGCUCCUCCCGAUCAUUUGGUGAAGAUCUCUUCGCUUCAACUUGGCUCCAACACCAGCUUGGAUGAAAUCACAUCUGACAUAAGUGGAUCCAGAGAAUCCCUUGCCACUCAUGAUUCAGGAUGGGUAGACGACUCAGUAUUCAUACAGCACCCAGAGCACGAGGAUGGUAUAUGGGUGACUAAUUUCUCCCAACAUGCUUUCACCACAGGCCGAAGACACACCUCCAAAUCUCGAUAUAAGGGCACUAGUCACACAAUGAAGCAACCAGGCAAACUGAACAUGAAAGAUUAUACAUUGGUUACUGAUGCCAUAGCACGAAUGAAUGUAGGAUCAAAAGAUUCUCUUCGAGUAAAUAAAAUGACAAAAUCAACAUUUGCUCCAUUAGCAACUCCAGAGAAUGUAGACCUUGGAUCUGAAUAUGCACAGGUCAAAGAUGCAGUAGGUAAUUUGUACUCUUCGUACGAUGGAGAAUACUCAUACACACCUGUACAAGAUGCUCUUACAGGAACAGGAAAGCACAAGAUAAGACACAGACGUGAAAAAGGCAGACAGAUGUUGUCAGAUUCUGACAGUGAGUGGAGCUCAUUGGAGAGGAGGCAAAAGACUAGCAGUUCAGAGGUGUUUUCCAAAGUGAGCAGAAAGCCCACAACGCAUAAGAGAGUUCGCAAGAAACGAACUCCCAUUCCUGUCGCUACUCCACGAGUGCCUCCAUUCAGUGCACCUCCCAUCUCCAGCAAUGGCCCCAACCCUCCGCUUCCUCCUACUGACUUCAACUAUCGUUUCAAAGUCCAAGACAAUAAAAGUGAAACCCUCGAUAAAACAAGUAAAGGGAAAAGUGACUGCGGGUCAGAGGACAGUGGCAACAGUGGGCCAGACAUUUCCACUGGCUGGGUGGCGCCCCUGCCUAUACCUCCCUCUCUGGGUCGUCCUUAUUGUUCAGUAGAUGAGUCCCCUGCCCCCUCCCAUACUCAAGAGUCCAAGUUCAAAAUGGAGGGUCUUGGUUUGGGACAUGGUGAUGAAGAAUCCAGUCUUGAUGUAUCUUCUCCUAGAGAUGUUAACUCUCCACUGUUUGGAGUUGUUCCCAAAUCAAAGGAUGGCAACAAGACAUUACGAAGGAAAGAGAAACAACGGGCGAAAGAAGAAGAAAAACUGGAAAAGCGACGUCAGAAAGAAGAAAAACUAAAGAAACUGGCAGAAGAGCGGGAGAAGAAAAAACAAAAGACAAAAUCAACAAGUGGAGGGGUUAAAGGUGGUGGGACAUCUCAUCAGUCAACUCUGGAGCAACUGGCUCAAUCAGACAGUAACGCAGUUCCAAUAAUCCUGGAGAAGUGUGUUCAAUUUGUGGAGGAAGAGGGCUUAGACUCAGAGGGUAUUUACCGUGUUCCUGGCAAUAGAGCUCAUGUUGAACUCCUAUUUCAAAAAUUUGAUGAAGAUCAAAAUGUAGACAUAACCAGCCUUGACAUUCCUGUUAAUGCUGUUGCUACUGCACUUAAAGAUUUCUUCUCCAAGCGUCUGCCUCCACUUUUCACUGAAGACCUAAUGAGUGAACUGGAAGAUUUAUCAGUAAAAGGUGACAAGAGCUGCAGGCUUUUAGCAUUAAGGAGCCUUCUGAAGAAGUUACCACCUGUCAACUUUGAGGUUUUGAAGUUUGUUUUUCAUCACUUUGUAAGAGUAUCAGAAAAUUGCAAACUAAACAGCAUGGACUCCAAGAAUCUUGCCAUUUGUUGGUGGCCAACCCUUCUGCCGAUUGAGUUCAGUGAUAUGGGGCGUUUUGAACAGAUGAGACCCCAUCUCGAGGACGUUGUUCAGACCAUGAUAGACCAGUACCCUUUUCUUUUCUGUGGGAAAGAGGCUUUUGUCAUGGUUUGAAUGCUCAUAUUUGUAUACACAUCCUUUUUUAUCAACAGGACAAUUUAGUAUAAAAACUGUAUUUGAUAUUAAGAUGUGAAUAAGAUCCAGUUACUCGCUUCUCACUAGGCAUGUUACGUCCAUUCCACUACAGAUCUGUGUAUCGGUGUGUACUGUGUAUUAGCAUAAGACUCUUCUGAACAUAAGCUAUUCAACAUCAUAUUCGAUGAGGAGCCAAAGAUGUUUUGAUGAUGGCUAUGUAAUUUUUAUAGAAUUAACAUCGUAGUAUAUGUAUAGUUCGAUUAAUUUAUUGUUAAGUUAUGUUUUUACCUAUUUAUUUUGUUGAUCGGAAGUUAUUUACUUGAACUUGUAAUAAAAAUAAUGUAAAUCUUUUGUAUUAGGAUCGAUGCUGCAGGAUCGGAAUUAGAGUUGUAAAGCUUUAUAUUUUCUACUAAAUGAUGGCACUUUGGUUUGUGUCUGGGGAUGGUUUCUGCGUAAGUUGAACAUAUUCUGUUGCUGCAGUUAGUUGUCUCUGUAAUACAUUGUGCUUUUCUCGCGCAGUACUCGUAAUCGUAUGUUCUUUUUUAAAUUUAGUUAAUAAAUAAUGCAUUUCAAACUGACAGAAACCUCAGCUGAACGCUAUAUAUUGGCUGGUAUGACGGUUGAACUCAAGUCGUAACAUUUGUCUAACUCAAUUACAGUAUCAAACAGAACUGGCUUUGAAAAUGAGUAUGCUUACUGGUCUGGAUAAUGCACAAAACCGUCUUUAUGCGGUGCUUAUUUAGGAUUCAUAGUUUUGUUACACAUAUAUAAUUUCUAUUUAUGUUGAAAGCAUUAUAUUUGUUAUGAUUUUAUUUUAAUAGUUGUUAAUAAUAUUUUAACUUUAUUUGUAACUAAACUGUAUUUUUAAUUACAAUUUUAAAGUCACUGGAAAUGCUUAAUAACAUUUGAAAUUGUAAUAGUUGUCAAUGUCAUUCACUACCACACACUUUUAUUGAUCUGUAAUGUUUUGAAAUUAAGAGCUUUUAAAAAAAUGCAUGAGAGAUUCUCUAAAAAACGAGAAAGCAUAAUUUAUUUGUUAUACAGUUGUAAUCUCUGCCAUUGCACAUUAUGACACUCAGCAAAAUUAGUCAUUGUGAUACAAAACUUAGUUUAAACACCAAUGAUAUUAAGCAGCUAAUUAUUUACUACUUCCACGCAAAUCCAUGGAACUGGUAACAAAUAUAGUCAUUAAUUUAUUUAUAUUAGUGAAGGUUUCAGUGGUACGAAUGUGUUGAAAGAUUGUAUAGUAGAUUUUAACCGAGCUGUGAUAGUUUUAAGUUUUUGCUUCAAUUUUAGAAUCAUACUUUAGUAAAAAAAAAACCUUAACCUAACAUAGGCCUAUGUUGAGUAUGUUGCUGAGUUACUCAUCACAACUAGUCGUUAGUCUAUCCUGUUCAUUUUCUAAUUUAAAUGUCCUUGGAACAAACUCUCUCAACAAAUAUAUGUAUGUAUAUAUACAUAAAUAUAUUACGAGAAAUCAACUGGGAUUAAUCCAUUUGAAAUUGAAAACUCCGAAAGUUAUGAACGUAGUGACCUUAUCCAGCAUUUCCUGUACACUUUAUGGAUUAGUUACUAUUAUUUGAUCAGUUAUGUUAUCCUAUUUGUAUUGUAUGUUUUUUUACAAUAAAUUUUUAAGUACAUAA